Messenger RNA from Sapajus apella (tufted capuchin), 2154 nucleotides. Its product is annotated as olfactory receptor 52L1-like. Lineage: Eukaryota; Metazoa; Chordata; Mammalia; Primates; Cebidae. Gene Ontology annotation, cellular component: membrane. The transcript has a single exon. Gene Ontology annotation, molecular function: olfactory receptor activity; G protein-coupled receptor activity. Bases 961 to 1950 code for a protein of 329 amino acids. The record is from RefSeq and is a predicted model, not a curated record. Gene Ontology annotation, biological process: G protein-coupled receptor signaling pathway.
CAUCUGCAUUUUAGGAAAGACCUGACUUAAAGGUUGAAAGUGAAUUGGGAGGAUGUUUACAGCAAAGGCAGAGAGAUGUAAUGAAACAGUCCAGGUGAGAGAAGUUGGAUGUUUGACAUCGGGUGUUGAGAACAGGAGUGGAUAUAAUAGGUGUUAAAAGUACAGUUAACAGGAAUUGGUGAAUAGGGAAAAGGGAUGAGAGGUAAGAAUAAGUAAGGAUAGUUUUCAAGUUUCUAGAUUGGGUUUGGUAGAUGGGUAGUGACGUAAUUCAUAAAAAUGUUGCCAAAAGUAGGUAGAGCAGAUUUAAGAAGGAUAGAUGAUUAAUUUAGACUUGAAUAUUUUGAGGCUGUGGUAUAGCUAUUCAGGAAGCAAACAAAAAGAAUAAUUUGUAUUUCAGAAAGAGAUUUGACUUAGAAACAUAGAUUUGAAAGAAAUAAAAAUAGUUAAAACCAUGAAAAUAGAUGAAGUCAAUUCAGAGAUUAUGUACUGAAUAGGGAAGAGAGGAGAGGAUGGAUCCCUGGAAUCAACGACAUAAUGAGAUGGAGAAAAUGGUGGGACUGAGGCCACAGGAGAAACAACUCUAGAGUGCCAUGCCAUGGAAACUGAGGGAGGCUAAUUUCAGGCUAACAGUUUAACUUACAGUUCGGUAAUGCCAAGAGGCUAAGAAAGAAAACCCUUUGAAGUUGACAGUUUCAAAACACAAGCAACUGAAUGGUUAAAGCUUAUGCAACUCUCCCAAAACAGUGUAUGUUUACUCUUAUCUCUAAACAAAACUAGACCUAUUGUAAUUCAGACAUAUGGAUGUCUCACCUGUAAAAAAAAUUAUCUCCAUCGAAGAUUUACUUCUUGUAUCUGACUUUAUUCCCUUUGGUUGCAGUUUUAGUCACUUUAUUCUUCUCACGAAGAAUGGUAGACAAUGUGAUCUGGACUAUGUGAUAAUGUAGCAGAAAUGCAGAAAUCAUGACUUUGGUUUCUUUUUUCUCUUUCCUCUUCAAGUCAUUGAUAAUGGCCCUUAGCAAUUCCAGCCAGAGGCUACCCCAGCCUUCUUUUUUCCUGGUAGGGGUUCCGGGUUUCGAGGAAAGCCAGCACUGGAUCGCACUGCCCAUGGGCAUCCUUUACCUCCUUGCUCUAGUGGGCAAUGUUACCAUUCUCUUCAUCAUCUGGAUGGACUCCUCCUUGCACCAACCUAUGUACCUCUUCCUGUCCAUGCUAGCUGCCAUCGACCUGGUUCUGGCCUCCUCCACUGCACCCAAAGCCCUUGCAGUGCUCCUGGUUCACGCCCAUGAGAUUGGGUACACUGUCUGCCUGAUUCAGAUGUUCUUUAUCCAUGCAUUCCCCUCCAUGGAGUCGGGGGUACUUGUGGCCAUGGCCCUGGAUCGCUAUGUAGCCAUUUGUCACCCCUUGCACCAUUCCACGAUCCUGCAUCCAGGGGUCAUAGGACGCAUUGGAAUGGCAGUGCUGGUGCGGGGAAUACUACUCCUCAUCCCCUUCCCCAUUCUGUUGCGAAAACUUAUCUUCUGCCAGGCCACCGUCAUAGGCCAUGCCUAUUGUGAACAUAUGGCUGUUGUGAAACUUGCCUGCUCAGCAACCACGGUGAACCGAGCUUAUGGACUGACUGUGGCCUUGCUUGUGGUUGGGCUGGAUGUCCUGGCCAUUGGUGUUUCCUAUGCCUACAUCCUCCAGGCAGUGCUGAAGGUACCAGGGAGUGAGGCCCUACUUAAGGCCUUUGGCACAUGUGGAUCUCAUGUUUGUGUGAUUCUCAUCUUCUAUGUCCCCGGAAUGUUCUCCUUCCUCACUCACCGCUUUAGCCACCAUGUACCCCAUCAUGUUCAUGUUCUUCUGGCCACACUGUAUCUCCUCGUGCCACCUGCACUCAAUCCUCUUGUCUAUGGGGUGAAGACUCAGCAGAUCCGCCAGCGAGUGCUCGGGGUGUUUACCCAAAAGAAUUGAUCUGAACAUAUUCUCAUAGUUUUCUCCAGAGGCUCCUGCCACUGACACAGCCAGGAACUCAUGGCUGGUGCAGAUUAUAUGGAUAGGAGUAAUUUUCACAGCUACUAGUCCUUCUAGUGUCCCUCAUAUCACAGCAAAGACUAUCCAGAGGCACUUGGCUUCACAGCUUAUUGGAUAUACCUGUAUACCUGGAUAUUUGUGAAU